Messenger RNA from Arvicola amphibius (Eurasian water vole), 3096 nucleotides. It is a transcript of the gene Exd1, whose product is annotated as exonuclease 3'-5' domain containing 1. Gene Ontology annotation, biological process: nucleobase-containing compound metabolic process. Gene Ontology annotation, molecular function: nucleic acid binding; 3'-5' exonuclease activity. The transcript has 13 exons. NCBI's taxonomy places the organism in Eukaryota, Metazoa, Chordata, Mammalia, Rodentia, Cricetidae. The record is from RefSeq and is a predicted model, not a curated record. Bases 357 to 2057 code for a protein of 566 amino acids.
CACAGGGCGCGAGCGAGGGUAGUAGGGUCUGCGCCUACAGGCUUUCAGCGGCUGACUUUUCAAACAGUUUGUGUCAAGGCUGUGCCAAGAUAACGCCCAGAUUUCUUCUUUAACAGCAGCCCCUCCUCAAUUCAAGGAGCUCACCAUCUGACUGAGAUUAAGUGAGGCUCCAUUGGAGAAGCUGAUCUUUCCUCUGUGAGCAGUUGUCAGCUGGAGAUGGGAGCUUGUGUCCACUUCCCCUCUCAGUGCGGGGACCUCAUCCAGCUCGGACCUGUGCAGGCCCUGUACUUGCUGCUAUAAUGUUGUUUGGAUGCUCAAUGAAGAUUCUCUGAAGUCUGCUUUUGGAAUCAAAGAGCAUGGAUCCCAGCAGUGACUACCAUUUCCUCAACCACAUUCUGUGGAGAAGAGUGAAGCUCACAUUGGUUUCUGGCAUCUUUGAGGGCGUGCUCCAGCAUGUGGACCCUAACAAGAUUGUUGUCCUAAAACACGUGAAGAACGUAGAGACAGGCCGGAGUGUCCCAGGAGUGAAGAUGUUUUUUGGACAUGAGAUUUUGAAUGUGGAACUAAUGGAUGAAGCAGAACAAGGUGCAUCGGGGGAAAAGGCGUCUUCCACUAGCAUGAACGCAGAAAAGGCUGGAAUGGAGAAAACGAAGGACGAAGACCUAACAGUGUGUGAGCCUGCUUCACCUCUGCCAGAGGCACCAGCCAGCUCUCUGCUCAGCGACCUCAAAUACUGCCCAUCAGAGGAAGAGGAGGUGACAUACACCGUUGUUGAUCAAUUCCAACAGAAGUUUGGUGCUGCAAUGCUCCACAUCAAGAAGCAGAGUGUCCUGAGUGUGGCUGCAGAAGGAGCUAAUGUGUGUCGCCAUGGGAAACUCUGUUGGCUUCAGGUGGCCACAAACAGCCGAGUUUACUUGUUUGAUAUUUUCCUUCUGGGAAGUCGUGCCUUCAACAAUGGGCUUCAGAUGAUCUUAGAAGACAAGAGAAUCUUAAAGGUCAUCCAUGAUUGUCGAUCACUGUCUGAUUGCCUGUCUCAUCAGUAUGGAGUCAUGCUGAACAAUGUCUUUGACACACAGGUAGCAGAUGUCCUUCAGUUUUCCAUGGAAACAGGUGGUUUCCUUCCAAACUGUAUCAGUACUUUGCAGGAGAACUUAAUCAGACACCUUAAAGUUGCCCCUAAAUACCUCUCCUUUUUAGAAGAGAGACAAAGAUGUAUUCAGGAAAAUCCAGAAGUAUGGCUGACAAGACCUCUUCCACCCCCUUUAUUGAAAAUCUUGGCCCUGGAAACAACCUACUUGCUUCCACUCCGCUUGGUACUCUUGGAUGAGAUGAUGUCAGAUUUAACCACACUAGUAGACGGGUACCUAAACACCUAUCGAGAAGGUUCUGCAGACCGGCUUGCAGGCACCGAGCCUGCCUGUAUGGAGCUGCCCGAGGAGCUUCUUCAACUCAAGGACUUCCAGAAGCAGCGCCGAGAGGCAGCUGCAAAGGAGUACAGAGUGAAUGCGCAGGGCCUCCUCAUCAGAACGGGGCUGCAUCCAAAGAAGCCAGGGGGUCGCACAGCAGGGAAAGAGGACCAAAUCAAAGGCUUUUUAUUUUGUAAAACUUCUGGCAUAGACAAAGCUCCACGUUUUCUAUGUCAUGAAUCUGAUAAGGAUGAGAAUUUUUUGGAUAAAGAAUGUAAACAAACUACAGCAAAGUCUCAUAAUCUGCCUCCCAUGAAGGAGGCCAAAGCCAACGAGGAGUCUGAAAACAAGCCAACAGGGCCAGAAGACCCCAGAACCCAGAGAACUCACUCCCUGACUCCCACGCAUGAAUCCCAGGCACAUUUUUCUUUGAAAGAGGAGAUAGAACAGUUGCUAAUGGUAGAAAACAAGGAAGCUGUAAGAAGCCCAAAUGAAGACACUUUGGUGUCUCCUUCUCUUCCUCAGGACACCUGGGUGGCACCAAGUGACAGCUUCCAUCUCUCUGGAAAGGCUGUGGUUCCCACACUUCCGCCCUGCCCAGCUCUGGAGAAGACAGAUCCAUGGAUGAGCCCAUCUCCAGAUCUGCUUUAGGAGUUAAGGUUUCUUGCUGAGUUCACGAAGGGACUCCUCUACCCUGCCAGCAGAGUUCCUAUUAGUUUCUCCUGGGGUAGCGUGGUUAGGUCUCUGCCACAGGCUUCUGGGAAAAAAAGCCUUUGGUUUAGUGUGUCAUCCUGGUGUCUGGAUUCGGAUGGGAGGAUUAAGUGAAAUAAUGGACCAAGUCAAACUUCUGAUUCUGUCAAUAUAUACAGAGAUAUUCCCAGUAGCCUGAGUAAUUACUUCUCAUAAUUUAGGUUUAGAGAAUCUGAAGAAGUGAACAAUGCUUGGGCUCAGUAUCUGGCAGGAUCUAGUUUAGGAACAUUGUGGGCAGCUCCUGCAGGUGGUGGGGCUGGUGCAGCCUGCACAGGCCAUGGGUUCAGGCUGCAACAUAAAACAAAAGUUGUAUUUUUAUCUGUUUGGGUUUGGUUUGGUUCCUUGGCCUUUAGAGUGAAGUAAAUAUAAAAACCCUUACUUGGCCGGGCGGUGGUGGCGCACGCCUUUAAUCCCAGCACUCGGGAGGCAGAGGCAGGCGGAUCUCUGAGUUCGAGGCCAGCCUGGUCUACAAGAGCUAGCUCCAGGACAGGCUCUAGAAACUACAGGGAAACCCUGUCUCGAAAAACCAAAACCAAAAACAAAAACAAAAACAAAAAAAAAACCUUACUUAUAGCUAAAAAAAUUUAUAUCAUCCAACUUCACCAGUACUUUUCUCCUUAAAAUAUUACUUGAAUUGUGAAUUUUUGUGUAUUGUAUUCUAGCCUGAGAAUAAGUAAUGCCAUUAUAGGGCUCAGUCUCUCAAUUUUCUCUAAAUCUCGUUAGCCUUGAGGUUUUGUCCGUUUUCCUAACAAAGCAGGGCGCUGGCUUCUUUGUUAAUCCCUUUGUGGAAAUGUAACAUUUGAGUCAAUUGGGUUUGCACAGGGCUGUCACAUUUCCUUAGAGUGAAGAAAAACAGCUUGCAAGGAGGGCAUUUUGUGUUGAGUGCUCAGAAAUAACACAUGUAUGUAAAACAACCAAUAAACUUGUUUUGGCAUUGGGA